This is a messenger RNA of Tigriopus californicus, 1052 nucleotides long. RefSeq lists its product as uncharacterized. The transcript has 5 exons. NCBI's taxonomy places the organism in Eukaryota, Metazoa, Arthropoda, Copepoda, Harpacticoida, Harpacticidae. The record is from RefSeq and is a predicted model, not a curated record. The coding region runs from base 33 to 1052 and encodes 339 amino acids.
AACUUGAGGCUCUUCGACUUGGAUUGAUCCAAAUGCUUCGCCCCAAUAAUGCCAUCUAUUAUUUGGGCGCAUUUGCGAACAUUAAAGAUCUAAGUAAGAUCCGGCGGAAUGUGGAUCAAACCAAUAUUGAUUCAUUGGGCUAUCCGGUUAAUUUGACGCUACCGAAUGAUCUAGCGUUUUGUCAAGCAGGCCAAAACGGACUUGACUCAAUAGAUGAAGACCCUCAUGUCCUUGGUUUGGUUCUCCACCGUACCUUACAGACAUACCACGAAUUGAUCCAAAACCAAGAUGAUCGCUCCAAGCAAGGUUUCAUUUGCGAGAUUGAUAGAGAGUGGACCUGUCCAUAUCAUUUUAUCUUGAUACAAGACACUUGUUUCAAAAGAAUGAAUGUAAAAAAGACUUAUGACGGAGCAAGCGACUAUUGCUCUGAUUUUGGCUAUCAAUUGGCAAGGCCCACUAACAUCAUUGAAGUCGAGUUUCUUCGCCAAAUUAUCUGGGAGGAGGGCAACAAUGAUAGUUACUGGGUUGGCCUCAGUUUUGCCCAAGAUGGAGAAAGCGACCAGUUUGGUUUUUUUCUGAACGGGUCUAUUGGGGACUGUCUAGCUGUGACGAAAUAUCCGAAUGGCGACGUCCAAUUUCAAUUGAAAGCUUGUGAUGGAACCAGGAAGGUUAUUUGUCAGACGGAUCAAGUGUCUAUUUCGGCUCAAAAUGGAAAAAUACCGGCUCCAAUUGGACUAUUCCCAUUGGAAAAGAUGAAUGGAACAAGGAAUGUACUUGCAUCCCAGUUGGCUAUCCUCAGUUCCGUGAACAUCGGAUUUCACUCCAGACAAGUCUUGCCCUUGAAAUUUAUCGGAAAUGCCAGAUUUACGUCCAAAGCUCAUUCGUAUCUCAAACUGGACGUCCUGAACGGAGCGAAAAUAUUUCAUAGAUCGGAAAUCACACUAUUGGUUUGGAUGGACCUGGAAGAUGAUUUGAGCCAGCAAUACGUUCUAUUGGUAACUAAGGACAAAAGUACAUUCAAGGAAAUCAGUCAUAACCAAUCUAAUUUCUAA